Phycomyces blakesleeanus NRRL 1555(-) is the source of this 843-nucleotide messenger RNA. RefSeq lists its product as hypothetical. Lineage: Eukaryota; Fungi; Mucoromycota; Mucoromycetes; Mucorales; Phycomycetaceae. The annotation marks the transcript as partial. Gene Ontology annotation, cellular component: Golgi apparatus; membrane. Gene Ontology annotation, biological process: intracellular zinc ion homeostasis; transmembrane transport; zinc ion transport. Gene Ontology annotation, molecular function: zinc ion transmembrane transporter activity. The transcript is spliced from 4 exons. The record is from RefSeq and is a predicted model, not a curated record.
AUUAUGGAGAACCAGGAUUCCAAACAGAUUUUCUUUUUCCUUCUUCUCAAUCUAUCAUAUAUGUUUGUACAGCUCGCAUAUGGCGUUUGGACAAAUUCUCUCGGGUUGAUCUCGGAUGCCAUUCAUAUGUUUUUUGAUUGUCUUGCAUUGGGAGUUGGUCUGUUCGCAUCAGUAAUGGGAAAAUGGCCUUCCAACGCAAAAUAUUCUUAUGGAUACAACCGAAUCGAAACUAUUGCAGCCUACUUCAACAGCGUAUUCUUAGUCCUCAUCUCCAUCUCAAUUCUUGUGGAAGCUGUAUUGCGUCUAAUUAACCCUCCAGAGAUGAGCACUCAGCGUCUACUGCUCGUGAGUUUUGUUGGUUUGGUAGUAAACUUGGUUGGAAUUUUUGCGUUUAACCAUGGUCAUGGCCAUGGUCAUGGUGUGUUUUUACACAUCAUGGCAGAUACCCUUGGCUCUGUAGGUGUAAUUGUUUCCACACUAUUGAUCCAAUGGUUUGGUUGGACUGGAUUUGAUCCCAUUGCGUCCAUGUUCAUUGCCGUACUUAUUAUUCUGUCCGUGCUUCCGUUGAUCCGUCAAUCAGCGGCUGUCUUGAUGCUGGAAUUAGAAGAUGGUGUCGUGAAUCAAGUCCAUGGCACUUUAGAGGAGCUCAAAAAAGUUCAAGGGAUUGCAGGAAUUUCAUUGCCUCGGUUUUGGCCGAAUGAAGCCGAGUCUUUGGUAGGCUCUGUGCAAAUUCAGGUCAAGGAUGGUGUAAAUACCCAGGAUAUUCGACGUAAAGCCAGUGAAUUACUGAUGAGCCAUAUUGAUGGUCUCAAGGAAGUCUGUAUUCAGGUUGAAUUUGAGAAU